Messenger RNA from Phragmites australis (common reed), 2170 nucleotides. RefSeq lists its product as uncharacterized. The coding region runs from base 97 to 1743 and encodes 548 amino acids. The transcript has 13 exons. Gene Ontology annotation, biological process: peptidyl-serine phosphorylation; intracellular signal transduction. The record is from RefSeq and is a predicted model, not a curated record. Gene Ontology annotation, molecular function: ATP binding; protein serine/threonine kinase activity. Lineage: Eukaryota; Viridiplantae; Streptophyta; Magnoliopsida; Poales; Poaceae.
UCUUGGAAGCAGUUUCUAUAUGGACAGUUGUGUAUAGGCUUCCACAUUUAGCUGUGAUCAUAUUUGGCGUGAUUGAUUCUUCUUCUCUUGCUUGCAAUGGAUUCAGCGAGGAGCUGGUUCAACAAGCUCCAAACGAGGGAGAAAUCCAUUGGCAAGAAGAAAGAAUUGCCUCCCAAUGGCAAGGAAUCGGGCGAUGAUGCGCCAUCUAGCGCAACCAGGCAGAGGGUUGUCGCGGCCAAGCAGUAUAUUGAGAAGCACUACAAGGAGCAAAUGAAACAUCUGCAGGACAGGAAAGAAAGACGGUAUAGUCUAGAAAAGAAAUUAGCAGACGCCGAUGUAUCCGAAGAAGAGCUGCACAACAUUCUGAAGCAGUUUGAGAAGAAAGAGACGGAGUACAUGCGUUUGCAGAGGCAUAAAAUGAGCGUCGAUGAUUUCGACUUGUUGACAAUGAUAGGGAAGGGAGCAUUUGGUGAGGUCAGAGUCUGUAGAGAGAAGACCACAGGAAAUGUCUAUGCAAUGAAGAAGCUUAAAAAGUCAGAAAUGCUUCGUCGAGGUCAGGUUGAGCAUGUUAGAGCUGAAAGAAAUCUUCUCGCUGAAGUGGAUCACCACUGCAUUGUCAAACUAUACUGUUCAUUCCAAGACAGUGAGUAUCUGUACCUGAUCAUGGAGUACCUCCCCGGAGGCGACAUGAUGACGCUGCUCAUGAGGAAAGACACAUUGAGUGAAGAUGAAGCCAGGUUCUAUGUUGGUGAGACGGUCCUUGCGAUCGAAGCGAUUCACAAGCACAACUACAUCCACAGAGAUAUCAAGCCUGAUAAUCUGCUACUGGAUAAAUAUGGUCACCUGAGACUGUCAGAUUUUGGAUUAUGCAAACCGCUAGACUAUUCUAAUUUUCCAGACCUGAACGAAAAGGAUGUUACACCUGCGAAAACAGUAUCGUCUCAUAGUGAUGGGAGACAGCAGUCUAUGCCAAAGCGCUCGCAGCAAGAACAGUUGGAGCACUGGCAAAAGAAUAGGAGAACUUUGGCUUACUCAACUGUUGGUACACCAGACUACAUUGCUCCAGAGGUUCUUCUGAAGAAAGGCUACGGGAUGGAGUGUGAUUGGUGGUCCCUUGGUGCUAUCAUGUAUGAAAUGCUAGUGGGUUAUCCUCCAUUUUAUUCGGAUGAGCCUAUGACAACUUGUAGAAAGAUAGUGAACUGGAGAACACAUUUGAAAUUUCCUGAAGAAGCAAGGCUCACGACGGAUGCAGAAGAUCUUAUAAGUAAACUACUAUGCAAUGUCGAUCAACGCCUCGGUACAAAAGGGGCAGAGGAAAUAAAGGAGCACCCCUGGUUUAGUGAAGUAGAAUGGGACAAACUAUAUGAAAUUGAAGCUGCAUAUCUGCCUCAAGUCACAGAUGAGUUGGAUACUCAGAAUUUUGAGAAAUUUGAGGAGUCCUCAGAUAACGUUCAGUGUUCAGCAAAGACAGGCCCUUGGAGAAAGAUGCUUUCUUCAAAGGAUUUGAAUUUUGUGGGCUACACGUACAAAAACUUCGAGCUUGUGAAUGAUCACGAAGUCCCUGGAAUGGCUGAGCUUAAGAAGAAGGAAAAGGCGAAGAGACCCAGCGUCAAAUCUCUCUUUGAUUCGCCAGAGCCUGAAGGAGAGGAGCCGCAGCCUGACGAAGCAGCUGAAGGGAGCGUCCGGGAACCACCAGAUGCAGAGCCCGAGCUGUCGAGAAGCCUCAGCUCGGCAUCGACAUGAGACAUCUCUCACUUCCAACGCUACCUGUCAGGGCUAGUUGGUGCACGGCAUGCGUUCGUUUGUGUACAGAAGCAACAGAGACCGGAAGAAGCCCGUUCCCCGUGCCCGUGAGCAUUUUCGUCGGCAGAGUCUAGUAGCUAUAUGCUGCCAGGAAGAAAUCGAAGGGAAACACGUAUUGUUUUCUUUGUUGAUAUAUUCGCAAAUGAUGCUGCGUGCUGUUAAAUAAGUGUCCGUGCAUGAAAUCAGGGGCGGAACCAAACACAUGGUAAGAUGGGCUUCAGUUCGGACAGUAGGAAUUUUAUCGGGGUAUAUAGCUCGGAUAGUAAAAGCCUAACGCGAUGUGAUAUCUGACAUUAGUUCUAGGCUGUUAAGGCGUGACCAAAUUCUGGUUCCUCCGCUGCAUGAAAUGUACACACGAUGAUGGUGG